Pelodiscus sinensis (Chinese soft-shelled turtle) is the source of this 5278-nucleotide messenger RNA. It is a transcript of the gene RALB, whose product is annotated as RAS like proto-oncogene B. Gene Ontology annotation, molecular function: GTP binding; GTPase activity. The record is from RefSeq and is a predicted model, not a curated record. Gene Ontology annotation, cellular component: membrane. Lineage: Eukaryota; Metazoa; Chordata; Testudines; Trionychidae. Gene Ontology annotation, biological process: signal transduction.
CAGUCACCGUGUGAACUGGCCUGGAACGCUGUAGCUGAUUGUGUGGAGCUUUUGCGAUUGCCAGCCUGCUUCAUGCGUGUGCUGUAAGACAGAGCAGCGAGAAGACGAACAGCCCUUCUGAGCACACUCUUCAAUCACCUGUUCGUUGGCAGUCAACUACUAUAGAUAACCAAGACGAUGGCUGCCAGCAAGAACAAGAACCAGAGUUCUUUGGUCCUGCACAAAGUAAUCAUGGUUGGCAGUGGAGGUGUGGGCAAGUCAGCACUUACACUUCAGUUCAUGUAUGAUGAGUUUGUGGAAGACUAUGAACCUACGAAAGCCGACAGUUAUAGAAAGAAAGUGGUUCUGGAUGGGGAAGAAGUCCAGAUAGACAUUCUGGAUACAGCAGGACAGGAAGAUUAUGCAGCUAUUCGAGACAACUACUUCCGCAGUGGAGAAGGGUUUCUCCUUGUCUUCUCAAUAACAGAACACGAAUCCUUUACAGCAACGGCAGAGUUUAGGGAACAGAUCCUGCGUGUGAAGGCUGAAGAGGACAAAAUCCCUUUGCUUGUGGUGGGAAAUAAAUCUGACCUGGAGGAGCGCAGGCAGGUGCCUGUAGAAGAGGCCAGAAGUAAAGCUGAGGAGUGGGGUGUGCAGUAUGUAGAAACUUCUGCCAAAACUAGAGCAAAUGUAGAUAAGGUAUUCUUUGAUCUAAUGAGAGAAAUCAGAGCAAAGAAAAUGUCAGAAAACAAAGACAAGAAUGGGAAGAAAAGUGGCAAGAACAAGAAAAGCUUUAAAGAAAGAUGUUGUUUACUGUGAUCCUUAGGAACUGUAAAUAUCUAUCAAUGGAAUGAAUAAGACUUGCCACUAACGGUAUAGGGCUGGAUUCAUGAAAGGAAGUUUGUAUUGAUUCCCUUAUCAUAUUUUUAUUCACUUAACCGCCUUUUAAAAUGCAAACAUUUAAUUUAUGAAUUAGUCAACAGAAACUUGAGGAUGUGUACACUGAAAUGGACUCACCUUGUCAGCAAGUUUCAAAGCUGGAAUUUUACCUGCAAAUAUGGCUCUUUGGGCAUUUUAUUUCUGUCCGCAGGAAGUAAUCCUAUGUCAAUUUCAAAGUAAUAGCUUCUUGUUGUCCUUUUGAAUCUGUUCUUUUUCCAUCAAACCUAUUUUGGCCUCACCAAACAUCUCUGAUUGUCUUAAGUUCAACUGAAUUUUUCAUUAUCUAUGCACUCACUGACUUAAAUGGGGUUUCUUUUAUUAAUAAUAAAUAUAGACAAACCAGUAUUUGGCAAGAAUUUUUCAGAUUCUCACAAUCUUUAAGUGGCUGUUGAUAUUUUCUGACUGUCACAAGUCUAUCUGGCCGCUAACAUUUUGAAGUUUUGGGAGUAGUCACUCAAAAGCAAAUUAGUAUCUGUUCAAUUAUUAAUCAAUACAAUAUUCAUGAAUCAAGCCUACUGACUGAAAUCUGACUUAGUUUGGUAAUGUAACAUUUGGUAUUUAAAUGCUGGUUAGUUGUAUUUCCAAUUGGCUUGUUUCCUCUCAUGAGGCUUUUUUUAACACAACAAAAAACAAUUAUCUGGUGGGUGGGGAGGAGACCUAAAACAGAACUGUAUUUAUAAUUUUUUUAGAAAGGAAACAAAUUGGAAAUAAAUAACAACCCCCCUCUCCCCUAAUUAUUAUUAUUCUGUAUUGAGGCUAGAUUCAUACAGUUGCGUCUACUUCAUCAGCUCUUAAGAUAAUGAUUUUGAGGAAGGGGACUAAGCUGUUUAAAGUGUAGAUUAUCUAUUUUGUUAUAUUGAAAAACAUGUAUUCAUGUCUUGUAGAUCUACAAACUACCAUGCCUCUGCUUUCCAUUUUGUUUAAGACAAACAUUUUUUUCUUUUUGAGAGAGGACAUGGGGCACUGAUCACAAAACCAUGAGAGUGGAAUGAAUGUGAGGCUUUUGUGCUACCUCGCAACUUGACACAGUUACUUGGCUAGUAAGUAAGUUGCUAAAUGUCAAAAACAAACUUGAAAUGACGUUAGGCAACUGUUGUAUAUUAUGUUACUUGCUGUUAAUUUUUAGUGUACUGUUCCUCUGCACAUUUAUCUAAAAUAUGGAGACAUUUUUGCUGAGCUUUUCUGUCAAAGCCGCAGUUGAAUAGUCUUAAAUAAUCAACUACCUUAGAAUAGAAAUGCAAGAAGUAUAUGGGAAACAUCAGUAUUUAGCAGUUCUUGUCUCUGAGAUUCACUUAAAUACUUUUCUCAACUUAAUGGUUUCAAUCAAGUACCAUUUCCAAAAAUAUAUAUUUCCAUUUUGUUGCAGUAGCAGAAAUUAUCACCUUUAUAAUACCCUGCUUCUGGAUUACAUUUUAUAGAGCUUCCCAAUGAAGUACAGAAAAAUUCCUUGAAUUUUUAACAAGUAGAUGCAUAUUAUCCGAAAACUAAUUUUUCAGCUUGUCUGAUUUGUUACUUCAAAUGCAGCUACGCCGAGAAAAGAAUACAUUGUGGAAUGAAAGAUGUGUAAGUGCUAAACAAACUAAUAUUGUUAGCUCGAUCCUUAAAUGGGUGGGAGCAUAGCAGAGGCAGGAAGGGUUUAAUUCAAAAUUUAAUGAAGUAUCUAGGCAUGGCCAAAUGUGUGUGUGUUAAUAAUUUUGACAGAUCAGUUCUUAAGCAUUAUUUUUUUAUUUUUUAUCAUUUUUUUUCUUUUUCUUUUUUUAAAGUACAAUUGCUGGAAUUUGAGGACUGGUCAGGCACUAAUUAUUUAGUGACAUUGAGAUUCAAGGAAGUUAGGGUUUUUUAAACCAGGAGACUCAAAUUGUCAACAUCCCAUGUUAAAAUAUUCAAAAUAAAUAUCCUUAUCAAAUUCUGAUAUGUUCUUAAACAGCAUUUUUCUUUGUCUGCCACUGUAAUUUUGAUUAUCAUUGGUGGAAAUAUUUUUUUAUCUGUUUGUGUCGUGACUUCAACACUUAUCAAUAAAAAUCAAAUUCUUCCAAUACUAAAUGUAGCUAACCUCUAGGAUUACUGAAGUAUAUUCCUAUUGUUCUAGAUUGCUGCACUUGUGCAUUCCACUUAGAGAUUUGAAAAGGAAAAUAAAGUUCAAUAUACAAUGGACCUUAUGAGACUGAGGUCUUGCAUGACCUUCCGAGUUUCCUAUCCUAUUAAUUCAUUGUAUUCCAUGUCUUGGUGGUGUUACUUGUCAAGUGCCAUAUCAGAGAGGGAGAAUCAUGUAUUAAAUCAAGGGUGCUAUAAUCUAUUUUAUUGUUAAUUUAAAUUACGAUAUUGUUCUAGGUUGACCAUUUUUUGAGCGAUAGAACUUUGAAAACGUUAGCCUUUAAAACUUGACAGUUAGGGUCAGAAUGCCAUUACAAAGCUAGAUUGACCCGGAGCAUAAAAACAUGAAAAUGUAGGAGCUAUUUGGCUCUUUAAAAACAAAAACCCCUUGUUUACAGCUAUUUUAUUUAAACCCCGUGCAAGAGUAGUGGGUGUAGUUAUGUCAUAUAACAUAAAGGGAUGCGUUUGGAUGAGAUGUUAUUACACACUUUACAGUGUCACUCAUAGCAUCUUAAUGCUUAAACUUUUCAUUUGUAAUAGGUCUGACUUUUUUCAUUGUCUACACUCUGCAUUUCUUGAUCUGAAAAAUUAAAAUAGGCUAGUCAGUUUUACUUCUGUUUAUAGUCUCUCUGUAAGUCCCUUUCAGAUUCUCAUAGGUAAGCACAGUGCCUCAGUAUUUUUACUGCAAAUAUAGCUGGUAAAUCUUAAUUCUUGGAAAAAACUGUUCUCAGUGGCGUUUUAGAAAGAUUGAUGGGAACACUGGUAUUGGUAAGUUGUUUUAAAUAGCAUAUAUAUUUUUGGUCCAAAUCUUUUUUCCUAACCUCUCUAAAAUUUUAGCGGCACUUAGACUUGUAAGAAUGUAUUAUGUUGACCUCCAGUUUUCUUGAAUAGCAUUGAGAGGAAAAACAAGCAUAUAAAAUAUGUCUCAUCAAGGUUCACUGGAGUGUAACAUUUAAUUAAAAAGUGAUUUAAGUUGCUUAUAAAUCAGAGUGCACUUGACCAGAGUCUCAAACAGGCAGCUUAUUUAGAACUGGAAACAGGUAUGCAUUUUGUGCUAAUACCCAACGAUCCCAUUAACCUUCUUAGAACGGUUGUAUUAUGUGAUAGGAAACACUUUUUAAAAACAAAACAGAUAUUUUGUUAUUGCACAAGGUGUUCCUGUGUGUUGUAACCCCCAUCAGACACACUGCGGGCAGAGUAGUUCUUAUUUUUAAUGUACAAUGAGAACUGGACACUCCGGGUGACUUUCAACUGUAGUAAAAACUUGCUUUGUCUUUUUGAGUUAGACUUGCUUGUGAGGAAGAUACUUAGCAGUUUUAUGUUCUUUAAUCACUACUCAUUAACACUUUUCCAAACAUCACAGCAUUUGCAUCAAUGGGGCAGACAGCUUGAGAGAACAUUCUGUGAGAGCUUUCAGUGUGUCUCUUUCCCAAAACCCAGAAGUAACUUACGAACUUGAGACAGCAGCUUUCAGUUCUACGUUUCAGUUAUGUCAGAUGCAGAAAAGAGAACUUUCCUGGAAAUCUCUUCUCAGUUUGUUGUCCAUGAACAAGGGAUAACUCAGUGGUUUGAGCAUUGGCCUGCUAAACCCAGGGUUGUGAGUUCAGGGUUGUGAGUUUGCCAUUUAGGGAUCUGGGGCAAAUCUGUCAGGGAUGGUACUUGGUCCUACCGUGAGGGCAGAGGACUGGACUCGAUGACCUCUCAAGGUCCUUUCCAGUUCUAUGAAAUAGGUAUAUCUCCAUAACAAGGUAGCUACUUUGGUUCAAACAAAAUUUCGUAAGUGGCCAACAUUUAUCUUCAAAAAUACUUGUGUGAAGAACUGUUAGUCUGAUUUUUAAUAUACCAGCCAGGUAAUAAACUGCAUUCCUGGCCUGGAAGUUGUGUGGUGGUGGUGUGUUAAACUCCUUGUCUUGGGAAGUGCCUCACACUUGGCUGUUCUCUGUCCUCCCAAGUAGAGGGAGUACCAGAGUGACCUCAGGUGAUUUCCAGUUCUGUUUGGCUGGAGAUACAUAAACUCAAGAGGGGGUUGUUGAGACUGCGAUAGUAGUUAAAGGAUGGAGGAAAGAACUAUGUUUUCUUGUUGGGGGCCCAUAAGAAGGGGCUGAAAUGAACCAUUUUCUGAGCUGAUCCUAAUCUAGAUGUGCAAUCAUAAAUCAAGUGUGGAAAGUGGAGAGAAUUUGGUAGGUUAGCAAACACAUAUAUCCUACUACCCAUGUGAAUUAAAGCAAUUGAAGGUUCAAAACGGCAGCUUUUGAAGGUCAGGUUU